Daktulosphaira vitifoliae (grape phylloxera) is the source of this 1044-nucleotide messenger RNA. RefSeq lists its product as uncharacterized. Lineage: Eukaryota; Metazoa; Arthropoda; Insecta; Hemiptera; Phylloxeridae. Bases 103 to 777 code for a protein of 224 amino acids. The transcript is spliced from 5 exons. The record is from RefSeq and is a predicted model, not a curated record.
UUAAAUUUGAGUUACCAAAUUGUAGUCUUAAGUUCAUUUGUUAUUAUUGUGAUUCGUGUUUUAGUUUUAGGUAGCAUCUCUGGCCAGCAGCUCUGCGAAUUGAUGAAGAGGAAAAGUUUUUUUGGUCGGUUUGCAAGAUAUUUGACGUGCUGCAUUUCAAGGAAAAAGAAGUGCAAUGAAGGUGAUAUCUUACUUCAAUCUGGUUCAAAAUUUAUGGCGCAUGACAUAAGUUCAAAUAGUAAUAAUCAGAGGGAAUUGGCCACAAUACAGAAUGAAGAUAUCGAUAUUCAAAGCGUAGGUGUAUUUGAAAAUGAAGAACCGUGUGAAGAAACUUUUGAGCAUGUUUCUGUGGAGUCGAAAGAAGACACACACUGUUUAUACACUCAAAACAUCGAUACUGAGAAUGAUUGCUUAAAUUGUACGACAGAGCACGAAGUAAUUGUUGAUGAAGGAGAUAGCUUGGAAACUAAUAGAAUUGGAGAAGGAAUUAUACGUUAUUUUGGAAAUAAGAAUGAAUAUGGAAGAAUUAUUUCAAAUUAUGGGAAAUGCUAUUAUUUCAAGAGAGAAGAUAUUGUUGGUUAUCAUAGAUAUCAUAGAGCUCCGCAAAAAGCGAAGUUUUUUAUUGAUGCUUUGCGACCAAAUUGGGCGAAGGACAUAGAGAUAAUUGGACAAAUUUAUGGCCAACGUUGCUAUUAUUGUUUAAUAUUUGAUCAUUAUACAGAGGACUGUAUGCAGUUAGAUAUCGAUUCUUAUAAUUUUUAUUAUCCUUAUUUGUAACGCGUCAGAAAAAAACGGCUUGUUUAUACUAUCUAUUGGGUUACUAUUUAAAUUUAAUAUGGUUAACAGAUAGUACUAUUACAGAUAAUUAUAAAAGUAAAUAUUGCGGCAGAUUGCAAUGUGUCAAGUAAAAAUAUACAUCAUAGUAUAUAUAAGUACUUAAAAAUAAUGAUAAAAAUUGUGUUAUACAAAUGAACUUUAAUAAUUAAAUGUAUGGAUAUUAAUUAAUUGUAUGAAAAUAAAUUUAUGUUCAAAAUAAUUUUUUCU